Drosophila innubila is the source of this 1163-nucleotide messenger RNA. RefSeq names its product probable trehalose-phosphate phosphatase C. Gene Ontology annotation, molecular function: trehalose-phosphatase activity. Lineage: Eukaryota; Metazoa; Arthropoda; Insecta; Diptera; Drosophilidae. Bases 109 to 939 code for a protein of 276 amino acids. Gene Ontology annotation, biological process: trehalose biosynthetic process. The record is from RefSeq and is a predicted model, not a curated record. The transcript is spliced from 4 exons.
UGGCGCGUCUUGGGCAUUAGUAUUAAGUCGGUCGAGGAACGUCCAGCACGUCGCACAGUUUCCGGUAGAUACAAUAUAUUAUAGAGUACUAGCUAGUCUAAAUCAAAAAUGGCUGAGCAAAAGAAGGCCCCGCUCUUGAAGAAGGAGGAGGAUUACGUCAAGGCUCUCGAGGGUUUCAUUACACCCGAUAAGGAUCAGGUUGUCCUCUUGCUGGAUUACGAUGGCACACUUGCCCCUUUGACCGAGGAGCUGUCCGUUAUGCCCAAAGAUACGGAAAUCAAUAUUAAGAAAUUGGCUGCCAAUGAGAAAAUCUUUAUGUGUGUUUUCUCCGGUCGCGAACUUAGUGAAAUUAAGAACCAUCUAAAAUUCCCCAAUGUUACCUAUGCUGGUAAUCAUGGUCUGGAGGUUGAAUAUCCCUCUGGCAAGAAGUUCAAGAUCGAAAUGCCCGAGGAACUGCUCGAGAAGCACAACAAGCUGGUUGCCGAGCUUAAGGAGAAGGUUGUCUGCUCCGGCGCCUGGGUGGAGGAUAAGAAAAUUUCGGUGACCUAUCAUUAUAAGGGUGUCACCGAUAAGCUGAAGGCCAAGCUGAUCGCCGAGGCCAAGGGUCUGAUUCAGUCCCAUGGAUUCCAGCUUAUUGAGACUCCCUACGCUCUGGAGGGAAAGCCCCGCGUCAACUGGGACAAAGGUGAGGGCGCCAAGAUGAUUCUGGAGAAGCACUUCGAUGCCGAUUGGGCCAAGAACCUGAAGAUCAUCUAUGUGGGCGAUGAUACCACCGAUGAGGAUGCCAUUAAGGUGCUGCAUGGCAUUGGCAAGACCUUCCGCGUUUCGGAGCUGCCAACGCUGAAGACCUAUGCCAAUUAUCAGAUCAAGACCGUUGAGGAAGUUGGAUGGUUGCUGAAAGCUGUUCAGGCCUACUACGAGAAGAAGAAGAAGGCAUAAGCUUUGUGUCCAGCUGUAGCUUAAGCUAAUUCCACACAUACACACAUAAAAACACACACGAACAAACAAACAAACACAUAUAUAUGAAAAACAUCUUUAGUUGGCUUGUAAAACAAAAAUACAAUGUUUUUUAUUUCACAUUAAUAUUAUAAUUACUAUUAUAUAUGUUUGUAUGCUUUUCUCUUGUCUACGAUUCGCAAUAAAACAGUCACGUACUUUAAUAA